This is a messenger RNA of Prorocentrum cordatum, 606 nucleotides long. Lineage: Eukaryota; Dinophyceae; Prorocentrales; Prorocentraceae. The record is from the annotation of a GenBank genome assembly.
AUGCCCAGCUUGCAGCAGCUGGACCUGGACGGGAACACCCUGGGCGACUCGGGCGCCAAGGCCCUGGCGGGGGCGCUGCACUCCACGCCCAACCUGCGGGAGCUCCGCUUGAGCGGCAACGGCCUGGGCGACGUGGGCGCCGAGGCCUUGGCUGCGGUGCUGCGCUCCACGCCCGCACUGCAGCUGCUGGACCUGGCCGAGAACGCCCUCGGCCCCGCGGGUGCCCUGGCGGGGGCGCUGCCCUCCGCGCCCGCCCUGCGGGCCCUGCGCCUGAACAGCAACGGCCUGGGCGCCGCGGGCGCCGCGGCCCUGGCGGGGGCGCUGCCCUCCAUGCCCGACCUGCGGACCCUGGUCCUGGCCGACAACGGCCUGGGCGACGCGGGCGCCGAGGCCCUUGCGGGUGCUUUGUGCUCCGUGCCCACGAUGGAGCUCUUGAACCUGGGCAACAGCGCCCUGGGCGACGUGGGCGCUGAGGCCAUGGCGAGGGCACUGCCUUCGGCGCCCGGCCUGAAGGAGCUGUACCUUUACGGCAACAGGGUUGGCGGCGGGGCGGAGGCGAGGCUGCGGUCCGCCUGGGGCGGCCGGGAGGGCUACUUGAGUUUCUGA